UGAGUUAACUAUAUUAGUCCGGCCCUCUAGAACCAUUCCAGUUUCUCAUCCGGCCCCUUGGGAAAAUUAAUUGCCCACCCCUGCGAUAGAUGAUAGCAGCUUGCAUCUCAUGAAUAUAAAGUGACGUGGACGUAAAACAAGGCGAGAAAGAUUUCAAACGAACGGCAAGAUUACAGGAGGUGAUUUUAAAAAUAUAGGUUUCAGUUUUAGACUGGAAAGUGUGUAGAGUUUCUCUGCCUGGAGAGAAAUUUUGUCCCAUGCAAACUUUAAAGAUGCUUUCUGAAGAGAUAACACCAUCAAAAUCUUCAUUAAAAUAUAAUGUAAAAUAUGUUUUUAAAUCAUAGUUUCCUCCUAUCAUAUAAAUCUUUAGCAGUUAUUGUUUCUCUUGCACUGAAUUUCUUCCUUGAAGCCUCUCCGUCAGAUUCGGAGCUUCAGUAUGACAACGAACACUGAUUAUUGCUCUUCACGGAGCCUCGGGAAACCGUUAGGUCAGGUUUCUUUGUCCAGUCAAAGGGUAGACUACUCCAGAAAAGAAUAAAUACAAGCCAAAGGGAAAUUUACUACUAAUUUAAUUUAAUACUGAGUUUUCUCUCGAUCCUACUUUUAUUCCCAAGUCGUGAGGCGUACGUCCACGUGACAGAAGGAGGAUUUGAAACGGAUUGAAAACAAUGGACUAUAAUUACAGUAAUAAGUUUAAAUUGGUAGCUAUAAAUAACGAGUUUUAAUUUUAUAAAAAAAAAUAUGGACCAAGAACGGCUAACAGCAACUGAAAGACUAGCGUGAGCAGUGUGCAGUCAUGAAGCUACAACGGUGAGUGCAAGACAAAACAUAAGACAGCUUUAUAUUUCAUUUCGGUUAGUGAUUAAUGAUAUCUCUGUUUCCGUUACUUUUUGUGGUAUUAUAUUACUAUGUAUUAUUUUAACUGUCAAUUUCAACCGAACAUAGCAACAAUGAAUAUGUUUAAACUUCCUCUAGGAUUUUCAAAGCACUUUUCAAAUGUCUCGCCAAAAGAUGCAGCCCGACCCUUUCAGACAAGUGGCGACGGGUUGGAAAAAGUUAUGGGGCAGCUUGUUCAGGUAAAUACUUCUCUUCCUGUGACAAAGUGUGGGUUCGAGACUUGAAAUGUUUCGUGGUUAUUGGAGUAAAUUUGCGAUCACUAAACCUGUGCAUGAAAUCAGGUUGAAUGGCAAAAUAAAGUUAUGUUUGGCGGGAAAUUGAAAACAAUUUUAUAGGUGGCUCUGAGGACAGAAAGUACACUUGUGCUUGUUUUGCAUCUCUUGUUGUCUUUCACUCUCAGCAUCUAUUUUACUUAUUUGUGUCUGGAAGAAUUUAUAAAUAACAAGUCUGUUAACCUGAUGGAUACAUUCAAACUUCAAAAUAUGCAGAAAAAUGUCAGAGCUCGCUGAAGUGCAUGAAUAUUGUCAGGAACUCAUGGAAUGGACUGUUAGGAUAACGGCAUUAUGCUCUUACGUUAAUCAAGAACUUCAUUACAUAUUUAUUAAGCAAGAAUGUUGACAUGUGAUUACCUGUAUCUCAUUUAUAGAAAUUAGUUAUUGGCUUAAUAUUUAAAACAGAAGAGAACCAAAUACAGCUUUCUAUAAACAUAUUUGUGGUUUUGAAGUUUACAUAGAGAUGACGAGCUCUGAGAGCUGUUCCAGUUUUCUAAACUGUCAACAAACCUUUGAAGUUAUGUCGGGUAUCACAAUACAAGAAACGUCGGCAGACGAAACUAUUUCACUGGCGAACGCAGAAAAAGCGCCUCUUCCCUUACCAAUCCAGGCUGGUGGUGUAAAUUACUGAUUUCUGGACAAAGGUGCAUGGAAGAGAAGGCUGAUUUCUGUUUCCUGAAUUCAACACAAAGGAAACAAGCAGCGGCUUUAAAGACUACACUUGAUGAGCUAUGUGAAGACACUGACGCUGGACAUAACUGCAGCAUGCUUCUUCACUCCUGCAAUUCAUCUCUAAAGUCAGAUGUACAUUUUGGUGUCCGAAUCCGCCAGUCAAUCCGUUUAGUCCAGUGUCAUGUCAUUGAAUCUCUGGAAAAUACGUGCACUUCCUUUCAGAAUCUGAGCACUUGUGUCAACAAUACUUUGUUUAUUAAACUGUGUGAGGACGAUCAUGAAACCAGAAGUGAACUAAUGAGCCUUAAAGAGUCUUACACGGACCCUUGUUCAAAAGACAACCUGUGUGCAGUGGAGCUCGUGAAGUGCGCGUGUACUGCCGACCUCCUGGACGCCGACAACAUGUGCAAGAACAUUAACACUUACAGGGACUGCGCAGGGGCAAUAAACUACUGUGAUAAAGAUACAAAAGAAUGGCAGUCACUAAGCAUUACAUUUAAAAUGACCGAAGGAGCGUGCUUAACAGAGUGUCCCGGUGCUUUUUCUUGUUGGAUGGAUGCUCAAGAGCAGGGAGACUACCUCUUUGAAAGACUGUAUUCUGCUGUUGAGGAAUUGACUAGCCAUUCCUGCAGGAUUCUAGUGCCGCGGUUCCAGUGUCUCUCUAGAAACACCAGUUCAUGUAGUGACAGCCUCAGUCACAAAUGGCAGAGAGUUGUAAAAAGCUACGAGGCGGUUUGUACAGUUUUUGAGCAAAACACGACCAAGACUUCGUCCUGUCCAAAUGUCAGGACGUGUGUUUACAAAGCACAGCUGGUGCAGGGGGUCAGUCUUGGUGACUUGGAGACACUGGUCUCUGUCUCGCUUUCCGCUGCAGAAGUCGGAGCGGCCAUACUUACUCCCAGUACAUGGUGCAGAAUUCUAAUCCAUGCCACCGAGUGUUUGGCACAAGAGGCCGAAGCCUGUUUAUUGACAACAAUAAAGGAAAACCUUGCCGCUGCCAAUGCCACAGUGAGAAACUUAUGCAAAGAGCAAGUCAGCAAGUUCUGUCAAGCGAAACCGGAAUUUUUUUUUAGUUGAUGCCUGGGAUGAGUAAUAGAAUCUACAUGUUCU
Molecule: messenger RNA, 2951 nt
Organism: Pomacea canaliculata
Lineage: Eukaryota; Metazoa; Mollusca; Gastropoda; Architaenioglossa; Ampullariidae
Exons: 11
Coding region: 1818-2918 (366 amino acids)
Source: RefSeq, a predicted model, not a curated record